Molecule: messenger RNA, 824 nt
Organism: Tarenaya hassleriana
Lineage: Eukaryota; Viridiplantae; Streptophyta; Magnoliopsida; Brassicales; Cleomaceae
Product: vacuolar iron transporter homolog 1-like
Exons: 2
Coding region: 76-723 (215 amino acids)
Biological process (GO): intracellular manganese ion homeostasis
Cellular component (GO): membrane
Molecular function (GO): manganese ion transmembrane transporter activity; iron ion transmembrane transporter activity
Source: RefSeq, a predicted model, not a curated record
UCUCCUAGCGAGGCGUGUGUUCCCCACACUUAUUCAUAGGAUAAAUUACAAAUUUAAAUACUUUUGUAACCCAACAUGGAAUCGUCAUCACCCAACAACAUGAUGAUGAAUCUUGAUUUGGAGAAAUCCAAAAACCAAGGAGGGGGAGGAGGAGAAGAGCAGUUGGACUAUUCGAAGAGAGGGCAGUGGCUAAGAGCCGCGGUGCUGGGGGCUAACGAUGGGCUGGUAUCGACUGCGUCACUGAUGAUGGGCGUAGGAGCCGUCAAGGAAGACGUCAAGGCUAUGAUCCUCUCCGGUUUCGCCGGACUUGUCGCCGGAGCUUCCAGUAUGGCCAUCGGAGAGUUCGUCUCCGUCUACUCUCAGUACGACAUCCAACUCGCCCAGAUCAACCGGCAGCGGCAGAGAUCGCCGGAAUCCACGGCGGCGGCCGAGGAGGAGGAGAGGCUGCCAAGCCCUGUCCAAGCGGCGGCGGCAUCUGCGUUAGCGUUUGCGGUGGGUGCGAUUGUGCCGCUAUUGGCGGCAGCGUUUAUAAAAGGGUACAGAGUGAGAAUAGCGGCGGUUACGGCGGCUGUGACGGCGGCGUUGGUGGUUUUCGGUUGGUUAGGAGCGGUGUUGGGAAAAGGUCCGGCAAGGAGAUCGGCGGCUAGGGUUUUGGUCGGAGGAUGGUUAGCCAUGGCGGUCACGUUUGGUUUGACCAAGCUCAUUGGUUCACAUGGUCUGUAACUUCUUUACCAAAACGUUGUCCGUACGUACAGUUGUAUUUUAUUUUUUUACGACUUUGGAUGUUUUUUUUUAUAAUGAAGUAUGAAGUCAUGAUUUAUAUA